AGUUGACUUGUAUUUUGAUUAAACGUAACUUUGGCUUGAAUCGAAUCCCACAGUAAUGGGUGGGCUUUAGAUUUUCUUGCCAGGAAAUAUUUUUACAGAUGAAUGUAGUUUUUGUCAAAUGGCCCGUAAAUGUGUUGCUCUUGCUAAGUAAAGAAUGGUCUCGAGUUGACAGAGCUCUCUAGAAGGGAACGAACAGGUGCUAUAUCUGGCACCUGAGCUUUCUAGAAGGGAAGGCACAUGUGCUAUAUCUGGCACCAGCAGCCCCACAACGGGCCGCUCAAAUAACAAACUGCAGGAGCAGCAGAAGAAGCAGCAAGCAGCGCGUGAGAGAGAGACUGCAAAUGACCGAAACAGAGAGAGCUGGUCCUGUGACCAAGGGUAAACCAGUGGCCUUCCGGUCUCAAAAAGAGAUGUUUGAGAAGAUGGAGGAAUCUUUUAAAAUCUGCGCAUGUUGCGAGAAGCGGCCAAAUCAACUCUCAAACCCACAGAGCCUGAAACGUUGCGCCAGAUGUCUAAAUGUUUACUACUGCCAUAAAGAUUGUCAGAAGGACGACUGGCCAAAGCACAAGAAGUUCUGCUCACAGCUUCGUCUAGCUGCCAUUGACAGAGUUGUGGAAUGGCUUUUAUUCAAAGAAGACCUUCCAUUCCCUACUGAAAAAUGGUCAAAGCCCCAGUCAGAGGUUAAAGGCUGGGAUGACUGGCUUGCGAUGCAGGGAGAUCUCACAGCUCGCCUUGAUCCCAUUUUAAAUGGAGCAAACAUGAAAGAAUUGUGGACCAACGCUGGCAGGACUCAGCCUGACGAUGAGGACCUGAAGCAGAGUUUGUGGAGAGUUUGUAGUGAGUUCUUCUCCCGUCCGCUGACCAUAGCCUGGGGGAUGAGGCUAUUUGGCCUUAACCCUUUUUCCAAACCUCUCACCAUUCACCUGGUGGGUGCGGGCCCUAGUGAGACUCUGGCUGCCAGACUCACUGACUAUGAUGAGCUAAACAACAUGUUUCCUGGACACCAGGGUAUCGAGAUAGUCACGGUGGGACCAGAGGUGGUGGACGGCCCCAUCGUGAGGCCUCCUCUCAGGGCAUUUGGCCCCAAGCAGAGGGUCUACAUCAGCGCCCACAAGGGCCUCUACCACCAGUUCUGGGAGGAUGUGGUGGAGAAAGAAGAAGCAGCUAAGCCAGACCUGGUGGUUGGAUUUCAUCCUGGAUUUGAUGCCAGUCAGGGCCUGGACGAUGGCUGGCUUCCAACACUGCUGCUCCUCAGGGAUUAUGAGAUUCCUUCCCUUUUCACUGCUCUCAAUGAGACUGAGAUGACCUACUCCCUGCAGAUCCUGCUGGAGUUGGAGAUGAACAUGAAGGGAAGUGGAGCCAACCCCUUCGCGUCGCUGAAACCAGAAGUGGUGGGCUCGUGUCUCAACAAGCCUCCUGUCUACUGCAACUCCCACUACUUCUGUUUCCAGGGUCUUCUGGAGACGGUGGAGUUUGAGGAACCAGAGGAGGCCUGAAAGAGCUGGAACUCGUUUUUUAUUUUUUUAUUUUCUUUCUGGGGACUAUGAAGCAUUGUUUUUACAGGCAGUUUUUUUAAUUCAUUAUGGAGUCUUGUAAUAAUAUUUUAAAAAUAGUGUAAAUAUCUGUAUGUAUUAUUGUUAACAUGUCAGUACCAUUUGACUUUGGUAGUAGCUAUGAUAUGCCAUUUGCAUUCACUAUCUGAGUUUCAAUGGCCUGUAACUGCCAGAGUUGUGGGAUUUGAAUAUACUGUCUGAACUAUUGUUGCAUUAGCAGAGAGGCAAUAAAACGUUGUAGAAAUAGUCAAAUGUUAAGUCUAUAAUAAAACAUUUUAAAUGAUCAAAUA
Messenger RNA from Micropterus salmoides (largemouth bass), 1843 nucleotides. Its product is annotated as putative protein MSS51 homolog, mitochondrial. Lineage: Eukaryota; Metazoa; Chordata; Actinopteri; Centrarchiformes; Centrarchidae. Bases 342 to 1496 code for a protein of 384 amino acids. The record is from RefSeq and is a predicted model, not a curated record. The transcript is spliced from 6 exons.